Brassica napus (rape) is the source of this 1638-nucleotide messenger RNA. RefSeq names its product protein CANDIDATE G-PROTEIN COUPLED RECEPTOR 7. The transcript has a single exon. The record is from RefSeq and is a predicted model, not a curated record. Gene Ontology annotation, cellular component: membrane; Golgi apparatus. The coding region runs from base 120 to 1445 and encodes 441 amino acids. NCBI's taxonomy places the organism in Eukaryota, Viridiplantae, Streptophyta, Magnoliopsida, Brassicales, Brassicaceae. Gene Ontology annotation, biological process: transport.
AAUAUACAGUUGACUCAGAUCUGAAAUAACAGGAAGACCUAUAUAAACCAAAAAAUCAAAUUCGCCGACGGUUACUCGAUCCAGCACCCAACACGUUCUUUCUACUCAUCGACCUCAAAAUGACGAAAACGCCCCUGACCGUCGUCCUCCUCCUCUUCCUCCUCAUCUCCGCCGUAGUCCCACCUUCCACGGCCGAGAUCAAAUCCCUCGUGAUCUCCUCCGACGCCCGCCCCAUGAUCCUCUUCGAGAAAUUCGGAUUCACACACACCGGCCACGUCACCGUCUCAGUCUCCUCCGUCUCCGUCGUCUCCACCUCCCCAGAUCCGAACCCCGAUCCAUCCCGCCUCGGCUUCUUCCUCCUCUCCGAAGAGUCCCUCCUCCAGGUCCUCCUCGAGAUCCAGCAGAACGCUAGGUUCUGCGUUCUCGAUUCGCACUACGUCACGCAUCUAUUCACCUUCAGAGAUCUAUCGCCUCCGCCGAACUCGCGGUUCAACCACUCGUACCCGGUGACUUCCCCCAACGAGUACUCUCUCUUCUUCGCGAAUUGCGCUCCCGAGACGAAAGUCUCCAUGGCGGUUAGAACCGAGAUGUAUAACAAAGAUCCCAACGGAUCUAAGGACUACUUACCCGCCGGAUCCACACAGCUGCCGUCUCUCUACUCCUUCUUCUUCCUCUGCUACGCAACCUUUCUCGGAUACUGGGGAUACACUUGCUAUACCAACAAGCGAGUCGUUCAUCGGAUCCAUCUUCUCAUGGCAGGUCUGCUUCUAAUCAAAUCGUUGAAUCUGAUCUGCGCAGCUGAGGAUAAGCAUUACGUGAAGAUCACGGGGACGCCUCACGGAUGGGACAUCCUCUUCUACAUCUUCCAAUUCAUUCGUGUCGUGUUGCUUUUCACCGUGAUCAUCUUGAUCGGAACGGGAUGGUCUUUCUUGAAGCCGUUUUUGCAGGAGAAGGAGAAGAACGUGUUGAUGAUUGUGAUCCCUCUUCAGGUCCUAGCCAACAUUGCUUCGAUUGUGAUCGGCGAGACGGGGCCUUUCAUUAAAGAUUGGGUGACGUGGAACCAAGUGUUCUUGCUUGUUGAUAUAAUCUGUUGCUGUGCGAUUAUUUUCCCUAUCGUAUGGUCGAUUCGGGCCUUGAGGGAGACAUCGAAAACCGAUGGGAAAGCGGCGAGGAACUUGUCGAAGCUGACGUUGUUUAGACAGUUUUAUAUUGUUGUUAUUGGGUAUUUGUACUUCACGAGGAUCGUUGUGUUUGCGCUUAAGACGAUUGCGGCGUAUAAGUACCAGUGGGUGAGUUUUGCGGCGGAGGAGAUUGUGAGUUUGGUGUUCUAUGUGAUUAUGUUUUAUAUGUUUAGGCCUGAGGAGAAGAAUGAGUACUUUGCUGUUGAUGAUGAUGAAGAAGAAGCUGCUGCUAUUGCGCUUAGAGACGAUGAGUUUGAGCUUUGAGAUAAAAAGGGGAAAAGUCUGAGGCUCUGGAAGACUGGAAGACACAGAGUAUGUUUUAUGUUAAUGUCGGCUAAUAUUGCAACUACCUUUUGUUCCCUUGUGUUAAAUUUUGUUCUUCUUUAUAUUGAAAACUCCAUUGUUACAAACGUUCAACAGUUUUUAUAGUUUUAAUCUUUGCGAAUUCAUGAAACAA